AAAGGACAGAACUGUCAAACCUUCAAAAUGCCUUCUAGCACAUUUAUAUGCAUCUCGUCAGUAGUCUCAAGCGGCAUACCGGCCAAAUGCAUGAUGUGAAACCAGUUAACGGGGUGGAAAUUUUUUAAACAAAAUAAAAGUGAAUAUAUAUAUUUGCAUCGUACUUACUCUUAAUAUGCUGAUACCACUCAUUUUGUAACCUAGUGUUACGCAUGACACGUGUGUAUAAUAUGUUUCAGGUCCUCUACCUUGUAGUGAAGAGAUAUCCAGUUCGAAGACGAAAAAUGGAACUUUUACCAGCCCCAACUAUCCAGAGCCGUAUCCAACUCGAAUGCACUGCAUCUAUACAUUCACAGGCCUUAGUGGAGAAAGGGUACAAAUCACAUUCACGGAUUUUGAUCUUCAUCUGCCUCACGAACCUCCUAGAGGCUGCGAAUCUGUGGAUGCGGUGAUGAUAUUCAUUACCAUAAACGGUCGCAGAGAAAGGUUGGAAAGCUUCUGCGGCAACAAACUGCCUAGGCAACUGAUGUCAAACGGUCCAUCAUUGGUUCUGGAUUUCAGAAGUUAUCAUUCGUCACCGGAAGUGAAAGGCUUUAGAGCAAUUUAUCGCUUCGUUACAGACUACGGAGUAACAGCUACAACGCAGCAUCAAGGCACAGCAUGUGAAUUCCUUUUCAAGAGUGAAGAAAGAAGUAACGGCACCUUCAGUUCUCCAAAUUAUCCAGGUUACUACCCGAGGGACACAGAAUGCGUUUACAUAUUUAGAGGAAGAGAAAAAGAGAGGGUGAAAAUCACAUUUACAUCAUUUGAAAUCGAUGGAAUUCCACCAUGUUUGGAAGAAACAGCGAGUGAUUAUGUCGAAUUUUACAACUUCAAAACAACGGACAGAAAAAUUCCACGUCAUUGUGGCAGUCAGCGACCAAAGUAUAUAGAAUCCGACUCCAGUUAUUUCCGCAUCACUUUCAUGUCCAAUGAGAAGUUUGACGGUACAGGAUUCCAAGCCUUCUAUGAAUUUAAGAAACAAGAAGAUCCUUCCACCGUCAAAAGAAUAUCUACAACUUCUAUCAGUACCUCAUCUAAGAGCACUACUCUUGGAAUGGAUAGUAUCUUCUCUUGCAUCCUUCCAGCCGUAUUCUGUACUGUCUGGUUUAUGAUGGUAUGAAAAGAUUCAAACUGAAGCAUUUCCAAGCAUACUUGACCGAUGGAAUAAAAGAAGAAUCAACUGCGGUCGAUUCUUGAUUUUCAGAAAAGAUAUAUCUGUAUUGCAGUCAGUUUGCAUUUUGAUUAUAAUCGAGAAUGUUUGGAACUACAUGUCUAUUUUUCGGUAAAUUAUUAAAUGCCAAAGAAAAUGAA
Molecule: messenger RNA, 1353 nt
Organism: Stegodyphus dumicola
Lineage: Eukaryota; Metazoa; Arthropoda; Arachnida; Araneae; Eresidae
Product: suppressor of lurcher protein 1-like
Cellular component (GO): plasma membrane
Source: RefSeq, a predicted model, not a curated record